AUGAUGCACUUCGGAUUGAUAUAUCUAUCCGAGCUACUAAAUCUUGUCUGUUGUGUUCCAAAGAUCGUGGCUGCUCAUGUAGAGGCCCUCCUGGCGCUCGGCAGGCAGGAGGAGGCAGAAACGACAUUGAAUUGCGCCCCAAAGUUCAACAUCGAUGCGUCUACAAAGUUCUUUGGGGCUUCCAGAAGUGCACAUCUGCUCUCAGUCAGAGCACAGAUUCACUUGGCUGCAGGAAGGUCAGAACCAAACUCUGUGCUCCUCUUCUACCAGAUCGAAGAGUAUGCAGAUCGUUUAUGCUUGGGUUUUGUUUCUGUAAGGUUUGAGGAUGCUGUUGCCGUAGCUCAGAAGGCUGCUCAGAUCGAGCCGAGCAGCAGAGAGGUCGGUGCGGUGGCCCGGAAGACUCGAGCUGUGGCCUCAGCUCGUUUGACGGGGAAUGACCUCUUCAAGGCUUCCAAGUUCAGGGAGGCUUGUGUGGCGUACGGGGAAGGCCUCCACCAUGACCCCCAAAACGCGAUUCUUCUCUGCAAUCGGGCGGCGUGCCGGUCGAAGCUUGGGCAGUGGGAGAAGGCCAUCGAAGACUGUAAUGCUGCUUUGAACAUGCGUCCUUCCUACACCAAAGCUCGUCUCAGAAGAGCCGACUGUAAUGCAAAGUUGGAGCGGUGGGAGGCAUCAGUGCAAGACUACGAAGCACUGAUCGACCAGCUUCCAGGCGACGAGGAGGUGGGCAAGGCCUUGAGUGAGGCUCGACAGCAGCUCAAGAAACAGAGAGGUGAAGGCAGUAUGGACACCAAGGUUGGUGCCAACUUCGUCCGUGUCACUAACAAAGAUCAACUCAAGCAGUUCAUCAUGGCACCAGGGAUCACUGUUGCAUUAGUCUUCAACAAAUCUAGUGAACUUCCAAGCCAAACAAUUCCUUUCAUGGAGAAAAUGUCCAAGCAACAUCCCACUGUUAAUUUCCUCGCGAUGGAUCUCAGCCAAAGCCCGUCGUUGGAGGAGAUCGGUAGCUAUGGGCCGGUGGCGUUCAAGGUGUACAAGAACGGCUCCACGGUGAAGGACAUCGAUGGGCUCGACCACGAGCAGCUGGAGAGCUCGCUCAGAGCACUCAGCAAAUGA
Messenger RNA from Musa acuminata AAA Group (dessert banana), 1113 nucleotides. Its product is annotated as TPR repeat-containing thioredoxin TTL1-like. Gene Ontology annotation, cellular component: cytoplasm. Bases 1 to 1113 code for a protein of 370 amino acids. Gene Ontology annotation, molecular function: protein binding. The transcript is spliced from 4 exons. The record is from RefSeq and is a predicted model, not a curated record. NCBI's taxonomy places the organism in Eukaryota, Viridiplantae, Streptophyta, Magnoliopsida, Zingiberales, Musaceae.